UUUCAUAGCUCUCAGUAUCAUGACGAGUCCGAGAUUUUUGAAGACGACGAUCGUUUUUUGUCUUAUUUUCAGUCUGUUUCAUGGUGGGUCCUCAAACACCAUCCGUGCAGCCACUAAUGGAAAUGUAACACUACAGCCCGGGGUGAAAGGACAUAUAGAUGAAAUUCUAUGGAAGCACAAAGGCAACAAGAUGGUGGAGUGGGACAGAGCAGAUCCCAUUGAAUAUUUAACAUUCAAAGGACGGACCAAGUUAGACAUAAAAACUGGCGAUGUAACCAUUGUAAAACUAACCAAAGAUGACAAUGGAGAUUAUGAAGCAGAACUGCUUAUUGGUACAGAUUUAAAGAUUAUAAAGCACACCGUUGAAGUAAUUGAUCCUGUGGAAGGACCAAAGGUCACCUGUCAAAUAAGCAACACUACUAUGGCAACAUUACACUGUGAAGCAGUAGGUGAGUUGCUGAGUUACAACUGGUCAGGACUUGGACUACAAGCACAGAUGAAGAGUCAGACUGGACCACAGAUCACUAAGGAAAAGGACCAGAACUUAGUCUACACCUGUAUGGUGAACAACCCAGUUAGCAACAGCAGUGUGGCCUACCACAGCAAUGAGUGCUUUGCCUCAGAUGCGGGAAGUCUCCCACUCAUCAUAUGUGUAGUAUGUGCUGCUGUUAUUGUGGUUGCUGCUGCUGUCACUGGGUUUUGCUAUCAUUACUACAAGAAGUCAACAGGGCAAAACGAUGCUGGGAAUGAGAAAGGAUUUAAGAACAAAAGAAGAAUGGAAAAGAAACCAUUGCUGUGCUUGAAAGGUGAAGGUGAUGCAGAUGAGAAAGAACAAACCAGUGACUCAUCAGAGUAUCGAUCAUCAAAAAGCAUCAUACAUUGGAGUCAGGAAGAGGAAACGAAGAAUGUAUACAGUUCAGUUGUUCCUCAGACUUUAGAUGAUAAGAAAGAUAACCCAGCUAAACCUUUUGAAAUACCUGAAGGUACCCAUGAUCAGUCUUCAAACUUAGGUGAAGGUGCAGGUCCAGAUCAUAUCGAAAUAAUAACAGACGGUUUAGGUGUUCCCCAGACUUUAGAUGAUAAGAAAGAUAACCAAGCUAAACCUUUAGAAGUACAUGAAGGUACCAAUGAUCAAUCUUCAAACUCAGAUGAAGGUGCAGAUUAUGUUGAAAUAAUAACAGAUGGUUUAGGUGUUCCCCAGACUUUAGAUGAUAAGAAAGAUAACCAAGCUACACCUUUAGAAGUACAUGAAGGUAGCAAUGAUCAAUCUUCAAACUCAGAUGAAGGUGCAGGUCCAGAUCAUGUUGAAAUAAUAACAGAUGGUUUAGGUGUUCCCCAGACUUUAGAUGAUAAGAAAGAUAACCAAGCUACACCUUUAGAAGUACAUGAAGGUAGCAAUGAUCAAUCUUCAAACUCAGAUGAAGGUGCAGAUCCAGAUCAUGUUGAAAUAAUAACAGAUGGUUUAGGUGUUCCCCAGACUUUAGAUGAUAAGAAAGAUAACCAAGCUACACCUUUAGAAGUACAUGAAGGUAGCAAUGAUCAAUCUUCAAACUCAGAUGAAGGUGCAGGUCCAGAUCAUGUUGAAAUAAUAACAGAUGGUUUAGGUGUUCCCCAGACUUUAGAUGAUAAGAAAGAUAACCAAGCUACACCUUUAGAAGUACAUGAAGGUAGCAAUGAUCAAUCUUCAAACUCAGAUGAAGGUGCAGAUCCAGAUCAUGUUGAAAUAAUAACAGAUGGUUUAGGUGUUCCCCAGACUUUAGAUGAUAAGAAAGAUAACCAAGCUAGACCUUUAGAAGUACAUGAAGGUAGCAAUGAUCAAUCUUCAAACUCAGAUGAAGGUGCAGAUCCAGAUCAUGUUGAAAUAAUAACAGAUGGUUUAGGUGUUCCCCAGACUUUAGAUGAUAAGAAAGAUAACCAAGCUACACCUUUAGAAGUACAUGAAGGUAGCAAUGAUCAAUCUUCAAACUCAGAUGAAGGUGCAGGUCCAGAUCAUGUUGAAAUAAUAACAGGUGUUUCAGGUGUUCCUCAGACUUUAGAUGAUAAGAAAAAUAGCCAAGCUAAACCUUUAGAAAUACCUGAAGGUACCAAUGAUCAAUCUUCCAACUCAGGUGAAGGUGCCGGUCCAGAUCAUGUUAAAAUGAUAACAGACAGUUCAGGAGUUCCCCAGACUUUAGAAGUACCUGAAGGUAGCAAUGAUCAAUCUUCAAACUCAGAUAAAGGUGCAGGUCCAGGUAAUGUUAAAAUGAAAAAAGACAUGUUUGAAAGAAAGGCUGUGGGGGGACCAAACAACUCCAACUCAAGUUAACACUGAGGAGAGUAAUAGGCAUGACACAACAAACCCUCAACCAUAUGAUCUGGAUCAGCAGCAAGCACCAAACAUGGGGGGCAGAAAGAGGAAUCAUUACCUGAUACACGUGGUAAUUCUUCUAACACAACUGAUGGCUAUAAUAGUAAUAAUGACUAAAAAAUAAUUCAGCGUCUAUGUCUAAGUGUUUUUAAACAUUUACAUUUAAAAAUGCUGCUGAUGAAGCCACUGAUGCACCUCCAGCUCAGCUCAGAUGAGCCGCCCUCAUCACAUUCAACAUGGACAGUUCAGUAGAAUCCAAGUUACAGCAAAAGUGACCCAUGAGAAUAACAAUAGCACUAAUGGAGGUGGAUCUACAGUACAUGUGAUGCUGAAAUAAUCCACAACAAAUACAAUUCACAACUGUGAAGUGUGCAUACACUAAUGAUGAUGAUGAUGAUUAUUGUUUAGACAAAGCAAGCAUCCAGCUCAGCUAAAGAUGUUUGAAUGCUAUAAGCUCCUCAAAAGCUCACUUGAACCCAGAUGCAGAGGGGAAAACACCCCUGUAUAGAGCCAAUAGCAUAUCAUAUUUCACCAGUCAUUAUCUGCCAUUGUAAAUGGCCCAUUCUCAUGAAACUUUGUAAGCUCAUAAAUAAUGCACAUAGAGGCUAUGCACAAAAUAUAACACACAUUGGCCAAAAGGGAGCACUACAAAGGAAAAUCUCAAGAACUGCUAAACCUUGAAAUGUGAUUUUUGGUAUGCUUAUUUUUGGCCCCAUGCAGAUUAAGUGAAAGUACAGAUACAUCUUGUCAAAUAUUACCCCAAUGCAAGUAAAGUUACAAUGCUAUAUGUGUAUAUGUUAGUGCAAGUUGCUAAGUCUAUAUUUUACUUGAGUUGAAGUACUUGCUUUUAAAAAUACUUAAGUAUUCAAUGGUAUUUUUUAAGGCAUUGUACUGUAAUGUUUGUCAAUAAUAGGGUGUACAUCCUAAAAGUGGUUAUUAGCACUGUUGCACUGUGUUCCAAUGUGCACAAUGUUAUUAUAUGAUUAUCUAACCUUUGCUGUUGUGUACUUAAACCCUAACAGUUUCCGUGUAUAGUCAGAGCAGCUGAUGGAUCUUUAGGUGAAGUCAUGCUGUUUCUCCCCUGAUAUGCAUCAUUGUAGGCCUAAAUAAA
Molecule: messenger RNA, 3458 nt
Organism: Alosa alosa (allis shad)
Lineage: Eukaryota; Metazoa; Chordata; Actinopteri; Clupeiformes; Clupeidae
Exons: 5
Coding region: 20-2305 (761 amino acids)
Source: RefSeq, a predicted model, not a curated record